AUGGCGGGCGCGGGGCUGGACGCGUCGCUGUCGCUGCUGGAGGCGGAGAGCAGCCACGGGGGGGCGGCGGCGGCGGCGAGGGGCCCGGAAGAGCAGGAGGAGCUGCCCAUGGUGUUCCUGUGCGCCGGCUGUAAGCGGCCUGUGGGGGACACACUGGGCUGGGUGGCCAACGACGAGGAGACCGGCUGCGUCCUGCUGCGCAGCGCCUCCCCCAACGUCUCGGUGGAGAAGGAGCAGAAACUCUCCAGCCGGCCCGGCGAGUGCGGAUGCAUGAUUGAAACUUUAUUCUGCUCUGGCUGUUCAAUGACCCUUGGGAACAUCUACAGAUGCACCCCAAAACAUCUUGACUAUAAGCGAGACUUAUUUUGCUUCAGUGUUGACUCUAUUGAAAGUUACAUCCUAGGAUCCUCAGAAAAACAAGCUGUAACUGAUGAUGAACCUUUAACUCUUGAAAGUCGAGCUGGCUUAGAAGAGGCAAUAGAAAGGGCAGAAACCAUACUGAAAGCACUGGAGGCAAGACUGUCUGUAGUUGAAUCAAGUUUUGCAUCACGUCAUAACAGCUGAAAGAAACUUCACGUAUGUAGCUUAUUACUGGGAACACUUCAUGGAAAGCUUGCUUUCAUAAUCUCCAGAAUCUGUUGGAGUGCUGCAAAAGCCUUCCAGUGAAUAGCACAAAAACUUCAUCAGUCUUUCUAAUGGAAUAAAACACUGACUUGUGGGAUGAUGUAUGUAAAAUUAAAAUAUUCCCUUCUGCUGACAUCCAUGCUACCUUUAUAUUUGGUGUGUGUGUGUGUGUGUGUGUGUGUGUGUGUAUAUAUAUAUAUAUAUUUGUUUUCUGUCUCCCUGCCCAUGCUCUGGGUAACUUCUACUUAAAAGGGUAGUUAAAUAGAUUCUCCUG
Emys orbicularis (European pond turtle) is the source of this 898-nucleotide messenger RNA. It is a transcript of the gene MIS18A, whose product is annotated as MIS18 kinetochore protein A. NCBI's taxonomy places the organism in Eukaryota, Metazoa, Chordata, Testudines, Emydidae. The coding region runs from base 1 to 564 and encodes 187 amino acids. Gene Ontology annotation, cellular component: chromatin; nucleus; chromosome, centromeric region. Gene Ontology annotation, biological process: CENP-A containing chromatin assembly; chromosome segregation. The record is from RefSeq and is a predicted model, not a curated record. The transcript is spliced from 5 exons.